Messenger RNA from Clunio marinus, 1412 nucleotides. NCBI's taxonomy places the organism in Eukaryota, Metazoa, Arthropoda, Insecta, Diptera, Chironomidae. The record is from the annotation of a GenBank genome assembly.
AGUCUUCAGUGAACUUUCGGUAGUUGAGGUUCGUUGUUUGUUAGUCAAGAAGAAGAUAAUCUUAAAAUCCUUAUUUAAGUCUUGGAUUAAGAUAUUACCAGGAGAACAGAAUUAUUUGAGAUUUGGUUUUCUAUAGAAUGUCAAGAUAUUUAUUGAAUUCAACUAGAAGAUUAUUAAAUUCGUCUUCAUUACAAAUAUUUUCAUCGAUUAACAGAAACAUGUCGGGAACCUCAAAAAUACUUCAUCAAAGCUUAGCGGAGUUAGAUCCUGAGCUAAUGAACCUUGUGAAGAAGGAGAAGCAACGACAACUUCGUGGACUUGAAAUGAUUGCGAGUGAAAACUUCACAUCGAUGGCAGUUCUUCAGUGUCUCAGCUCUUGUCUCCAUAAUAAAUAUUCCGAAGGAUUGCCUGGACAAAGAUAUUACGGAGGAAACGAGUUUAUCGAUCAAAUUGAGCUUCUCGCUCAAAAGAGAGCACUUGAAGCUUACCGAUUAGAUGAAAGUCAAUGGGGAGCGAAUGUUCAACCUUAUUCUGGAUCUCCAGCAAACUUUGCAGUUUACACUGCAUUGCUUCAGCCUCAUGAUCGAAUCAUGGGAUUAGAUUUACCAGACGGUGGUCACUUGACUCAUGGAUUCAUGACAGCCAACAAAAGAAUCUCAGCUACGUCAAUCUUCUUCGAAUCAAUGCCUUACAAAGUCAAUCCAGCGACUGGUCUCAUUGACUAUGAUAAACUGGAAGAGACAGCAAAGCUUUUCAAGCCUAAAAUCAUCAUCGCUGGCGUUUCCUGUUACAGCCGUUGUCUCGACUAUAAAAGAUUCCGUGAAAUUGCCGAUCAAAACGGAGCUUAUCUCUUCGCUGACAUGGCCCAUAUCUCUGGACUUGUUGCAGCUGGUGUCAUUCCAUCGCCGUUUGAAUUUGCUGACGUUGUUUCAACGACAACACACAAAACAUUACGUGGACCUCGUGCUGGUGUCAUCUUCUUCCGAAAAGGAUUGAUUGAGAAAGGCUACACAAUUGCAGCUGGUGGGACUGACAUUCAUUUGGUGUUGGUUGAUUUGCGUAAAAAUGGAAUCACUGGAGCUCGUGCUGAAUAUAUUUUGGAAGAGAUUUCGAUUGCAUGUAACAAGAAUACAGUUCCAGGAGAUAAAUCAGCUUUGAAUCCAUCAGGAAUACGCUUAGGAACGCCAGCUUUGACAACACGAGGAUUGCUUGAAAAUGACAUCGAUAAAGUCGUUGAUUACAUUCAUCGUGGUCUUGAAUUAUCAAAGGAGAUUGUAGCAGUUUCCGGACCGAAACUUGUCGACUUCAAAGCUGCUGUUCAUGGUGAAUUUGCUUCCAAGGUUGAAGUUUUGAGACAAGAAGUUGAAUCUUUCAGCGUGGACUUCCCAAUGCCCGGAUAUGAAGACUACUGA